CGACAAUUGGUCCUGCAGCCAGAGCAAUGAGCUCGUUAGUAUAGCACAUUGAGUCUAGACCUAAGCUUUAGUUGUUGAAGGGUUGGGGAAAGGAUUCAGGACGACUUGGAAUGGAGACUUAUAUAAGGUCUUUGUAUCUCAUCGGAAGGCUUCAAACUUGAGUCAGGAUAAAGAUUUGCUUCACAUUGUCUCACACUCUCCUUGUCUAGUAUUUCUCCUUGGUCUUGAUUGCACACUCUCUAUUCUCCGAUUGCGUUUAUAUAUCACAUACACUCCUUGGGCUCAUUUCAUAAUCGUCACCGAUCCUCCCUUUCCUCUCUCUGCAUCAGCAAUCCAAACAGUCAGAUCAAACAACCCCAACCACACCACAACAACCACAAUAGUAAUCACUAAUUUACAUCUCCUUCAACGAAACUCCUCGUCAAAAUGCCGCCCUACGGCCUCCUUGGCGCAACCUUCCUGAUCGCGCGCGCCAUCCAAAUGUGCAGCCUCAUCGCCAUCAUCGGGCUAACAGCCAACUUCAUCUCGGAGAUUGUCUCCAACAAUGCCACUCCACCAGCCAUCUUCAUCGGUACCAUCACCGUCACAAGCAUCGCCGUAAUCUACGCCUUCAUCACCACAAUCCUCUACGCCGACAACAUCCUCCCCUUCCUGGCGGCCGCCAUCAUGGACACGCUGAUCCUCAUCGCCGUGAUCGUUGUGGCCGUCAUUCUGGGAAAACCGCUCUCCUACCUGCAAUGCACCCAGAUUGGAGCAACAGCAACCACCACCACAAACACCGACUCCUCGGCCUACACCUUCGCGACGCAUCUAAGCAGCUACCUCGACCAUUUGAACGGGAAGGUCAACUAUACCAAUUGGAUUGGGGCGACUAAGGCGGUGUGUUUGGAGGCCAAGUCGAUCUGGGGUUUGAGUAUUGCUUUGUGUAUCAUGUUUUUCUUCUCCGCGAUCUGCGGGAUCGUACUCUGGCGACAGAAGAAGAAGGCCGGGGUGGAGAAGUUGGAGGGAUAA
Aspergillus saccharolyticus JOP 1030-1 is the source of this 1011-nucleotide messenger RNA. RefSeq lists its product as uncharacterized. The transcript is spliced from 3 exons. Lineage: Eukaryota; Fungi; Ascomycota; Eurotiomycetes; Eurotiales; Aspergillaceae. The record is from RefSeq and is a predicted model, not a curated record. Bases 427 to 1011 code for a protein of 194 amino acids.